Messenger RNA from Bicyclus anynana (squinting bush brown), 7486 nucleotides. RefSeq lists its product as uncharacterized. The transcript is spliced from 7 exons. Lineage: Eukaryota; Metazoa; Arthropoda; Insecta; Lepidoptera; Nymphalidae. The record is from RefSeq and is a predicted model, not a curated record. The coding region runs from base 502 to 1560 and encodes 352 amino acids.
GACGCGGCGGAAUGAACGCCGCUCCGUCAGUACCAAAACCGAGCGCGCUAGCUCUGUACGUCUCCUACUCUGUACGCAUACAACGUAUCGCUCACGUCGAUCAGUGAAAAUGUUUUUGGAUGAAUAAAUUAGCAUGAUUGAUACCGAUGCUUUUAAAAACAUUGGAUGGUUUCGGAUGAAAACUUUAGUUGAUUGAUAAUCGAAGUUAUCGUGUUUUUGACAAACUUUGGGGAACUUUGUUGAGUGCGCUUUUGUUUGCGUUUUGUAAAGGCUUUUAAUACGUUUGGAUAUUACGACUCCUUUUUUAAAUUCGGAUUUUAUUUGUGCUGGUUUAUGUAGGUGGUUAUUUAAUUACGAGAGUACCAAGGAUUUCUUUGCUUUAACUUUCGGUACAGUGAAGCGUUGACGCAAUAAUGAGAUUGUGUGUGUGGCGAACUACUCACUUUCCAAGUGUUUGAAGUGAGUAAAGUGACUUAAGUGAAACGGAGUGGUCGGGGCUAUAUGAGACGACGACGGUAUCGGAUGUCAGUUGGUAUGGAGGUGAUAUUUUCUACUGGGAGCCGCAUUUUCGUGGCGUUUAUCGCAACGGCCUUCUGGGGAAUGGGUGUUCGUGGUCUUCACAACUUGGAGAUCAAUGUGCCAAGCGCAGUGCUAGUAGGGGAGACAGUGACCCUGGAAUGCUCCUGGCAGUUGGAGGACGAGGAGGCUUUGUACAGCGUCAAGUGGUACCGGGGGAGGGAAGAGUUCUACCGGUACAUACCCAAGGAGUUGCCACAUACCAGGGUCUUCCCACUGCCAGGAAUUGAAGUGGAUAUAUCCCGGUCGGGCGCGCGGCGCGUGGUGCUGCAAGAGGCGACGCCGGCGAUGGCGGGUCGCUUCCGCUGCGAGGUGUCGGCCGACGCGCCCACCUUCCACACAGAGAUACGCUCGGCGCCGCUGGAAGUUGUCGAACCACCGGAAUGGGGUCCGAAACUGGUGUCGGACCGGUCGUGGUACGGCGUCGGUUCCACCUUGAGAGCCACCUGCGCGUCUCCACUAGCACAGCCGCCGGUUAAUCUCACGUUCGCACUUAAUGGACACGAGAUCGACAUGGAAUCGUUCGUGCACGAGAUCCCAGACUGGUUCAAAUGGGAUCCGCCCCCAAAAAGCGAGACGACAACUACAGAGCAGCCCGAGGAAGAUAUCAAUUUCAACAUAUUCCACGACGAGAGCAACAUUCAAUAUUUGGACGAGUCUUAUAUAAACCUUCACAAAGAGGAAAUCAGACGGCCUCCCAAAGAGGAUAUGAAGCCGGUAUUCGAGAGGUUGGGACCAGAUAAUAGGUUGCCCUCCGUAGGCGAAGUUUUAUUCGUCGUCCGCCACGAGGCGUUUGAACGAGGCAGCCUAAGACUGACCUGCAUAGCGAGUAUAUACAACUUGUAUGCGGCACGCGCAGAACUAAUUUUCGAUAUGGAGCAACCGGAAGUUGCUUCGGUGUUGGGAGUUCGUAAUUGUGCCAUAGGUUCCUCAAUUUGGCGAUUUUCAAGACUUAUACCAAUAAUUUUGUACACUAUUCGGUAGUUUUAUCAUUCGGUUUAAAAAUUAGCAUAUAAUGAGCCAUUUAGUUUAAGAUAAUGUGCUGUCUUACCAGGCAGUGGCGUGCACAAGGUUCUCAACUAGGGUAGGCACUGUACGUACAAAUAGUACAAAAUAGAAAAUUCCUCCUCCAAUACAGGUUCGUCAUAAAUUCUCAGGGUAUGCAUUGCGUUUAUGCAUCUAUGAAGUGCACGCCACUGUUACCAGGAUGCGAAUAAGAGUUGCAAUAUUAAUUUUAUAUAGCAGACUACUUUGCGGAUACCCGUGAUAUUUAAUAUCUAGGAGUAGCUGUGCGAUUCCGGUACGAGUAAUUUUAUCUCGUAGACGAACUUUUCACCAUGAUGUCAAAAUUAAAAUGUUAUUUUUCGUCACUAACAACAAAGUUGCCUUAAAAAUAAGCCUCCGUAAUUUGACGGCCCCCGUGGCGCAGUGGUAUGCGCGGUGGAUUUACAAGUCGGAGGUCCUGGGUUCGAUCCCCGGCUGGGCAGAUUGAGAUUUUCUUAAUUUGUCCAGGUCUGGCUGGAGGCUUCGGCCGUGGCUAGUUACCACCCUACCGGCAAAGACGUACCGCCAAGCGAUUUAGCGUUCCGGUACGAUGCCGUGUAAAAACCGAAAGGGGUGUGGAUUUUCAUCCUCCUCCUAACAAGUUAGCUCGCUUCCAUCUUAGACUGCAUCAUCACUUACCAUCAGGUGAGAUUGUAGUCAAGGGCUAACUUGUAAAGAAUAAAAAAAAAUAAAAAAAAACCUCAGGUCACAACGCUGCAACUUUAUGCUAGCCACUCACCAUCGGAUAAGUCCACAUGCCUGCAAUACUAACGGCUUGACGUGCGAUAAAACUGAUCGUGUGUUGGUUGCAAUCGGCAUAAUGUCAUGCACAUCGCGAUCAACACACGAUCAGUUUUAUCCGCUGUCAAGCCGUUAACGCUUCAGGCAUGUGGGCUUACUUGAUUAUCAGUGGCUGACAUUACAGAAUAGCUAUGCUGUUACACGUCAUUUCUAUUGUUUUUUAUUGUUAAUUGAUUUAAAUACCAUGAAUGUAGUACUUUACGUAUGAAGCAACUGAUCUAUCGGUAAGACAGCGUUGGUCUAGUGCGUUUUAAGCAACCACACGCGUCCGUUCUGCGUCCACUGACAUCGCUGCGUCCAAUCAAAAAUCAAAAUGAGGAAAAAAAUAGACGCAUCUUGUGAUUGCAAUCGGAUGCAUUCGAGUGGACUUCUCACAUUGUACAAAUUCAUGUAACAUAUCCGUAUGUGUUGGUUUAUAAAUGUUUGCGUUAUUGUCAAACAGUAGUUACAUAACUCUUAGAUAGUUAGGAGCCGGGUUCAUACCAGAUAAUAUUCUGCAUGACAUUGAAUUUGAUGCAGCUCAUACAAAACUUUGUAUGGCCUCUUGGACUCGUUUACCUAAUGCCUGUAUACGCCAAACUUCUAGUCCGCUUUGAAAUUGCAACACGCUAGACUUCACAAUACUAACUACUCCGCUGGGAUAUGUUUACACUGCGUAACCAUACGCCUCGUGUUCAGAGCAGACUUUAAGUUUGACGAAUACUUACUUUGGGUAUUUUCGUCAACGUUGGGCAUUAGGGUCAUAGCUCAUUAGAACUACUCAGCACCCGAGAUGCACUACCUUGCAUAGUGCCGUUAAUAUCCUUGUUAAUACUUUUACGUUAUUAAUAAUAAUUUUGUGUAAAACUCGCUCCGAACAUCGCAUCGCAUCGCUUGGAAACUGUCCAUAAGUAUUUCUAAAAUAGGCAAGUGACGUCCUCUGAUGUACGUAGAUGCUUCCACACGUGGAGUGGACGUCAACCAACGCCAACAGCUAAUAGACGCCGAAGAGAGAUGAAGAAGGUGUAUAACGCGUGCUGAGUGCCUCGAAUGAGCUAUGACCAUUAACCCACUUGUUACUAUCGUUUGAUAAAAAGAUCAAGUGAGAAAUAAAAUUCUAAACAAAAAAGUGGGUAGUUUUAAAAAAAUAUUUAUGCUUUUGCAGUUAGUUGUUAACUGUGUGAAGCUAUUAGAAGUGGUUUGAGGGUGUUAUCGUGUGCCGUGAUUUACUUAUGCGAGUUGUAACUUAGUGGUUUUUCGUUAUGGAUUUGUUAAGGUAAGUUAAAAAAUGUUUAAUCCGUAUAUUUAUAUAUGUUUUGUAAAAUCAUGAAAGUAGUGAUCUUCUUUUAUUUGUAAGUAAAAAAAUUUUUGCAAUUGCAUUAGAUUUACCGAAGUUAUUUUUGUGCGAAAGUUGGCGUUCCUUAUAUCAAACAGUAGUAAUAUCAACUACUAUUAUUUAUUUGUUUUAGGUGUCAAAACAUAGCGUUGAGCUUGAAUGAGAUUAUUGAGGAGUUGAAACGUAAUGAAGAACAAUCUAUUCCAGACUCCUAACUAUCUUUCCCCCUAAAAAUUGUAACGCUGAAUUCACUGAUGAAGAUUCUGGGACUGAAAAUAUCUCUUCAAAAUUGACUUGGGCCACAAUUGAGAGCUUCAGCUGAAAUAAAUGUCAGUAAAUCAUCGCCAAAUUCGGAUAUGAGCGACGAAGUUACUAACGUUGAGGUCUGAAGGAAACAGGAACAAUCCGACAAAAUAGAAAAAAAUAAAUAUUUGCAGAAAACAGAAUGUGGCAGGAUAGGAUAAGGUACAACUUUACCAGAGCCGAAGAAAGUGUCGUGUACAAAUGGAAUGUAGUUACUGUGGCAAUGCAGCAACAGUCCAACUGACUAUAUAAAUUAAAAAAUCUUCACAGCAACAGAAAAAAUACAUUCAUAUUGAUCAGUCAGCUUUGAUAAAAACAUAUAAUGAAAAGAUGAAUGUAGAAGAGCUCUGAUCAAAAUAUUGGACUGUACCAAUUAUAUUCUAAUAAUGGGAAAAAUGGUAUUUUUCGUUGCUUUUCCACUGUUUGGAUAUGGCUGUCCAUAAUGUCUGGCAGUUAUAAAAAAUUAACGGAGGAGAUUACGACCAUAUCAAAAUUUCGAAGGAGUGUUUCCUCUUUGUUAGAAACAUACAAUGAAUGCAUUUCCCGAAAGCCAGGUCGAUUGUCAUAAGGUUAUGAUGACAGUUCUUGCUAUGGUAACAUAGGCCAUAAUAAUCCAGUAUAAAAAUGAACAGCUGCGAUGUGCAUUUUGUCAUAAAAAUACCAAUUUGUUCUGUAAAAAAUGUUCUGUAACUCUUCAUCCAAAAAGCUAUUUUGAAGCUUAUCAUACACCAAAUAACUGAAUAAUAUGCGGCUGUAUGCUACACUCGUAUGUUACAAAUAAAACUUAUCUUGGUUAUGGUGUUUUUUUUCUUUUUAUUUAUCACAUUCGCUCGAAUAAUACCUAGUACAUACAAGCACAAUACAAAUCAGCAUAAGGUAAUGAAUUUUACUAGCGUUCCUUUUAUCAAACACCAUUUUCCGCAAUUUCCAUACAAAAGAAAAUUUAUUUAAUAUUUUUUUAGGUCCUUUGGGGUCAUAAAUAAACUGUGUACAAAAAAUUACAACGAUCUAGCAACAAAAGGUAUAUCCGUAACAACUGGGUUAAGGUUGUAGCUCAAUUACACUAUACCGUUCAUUUUCAUUUGGAAUGAAAGUAAACUCUUGCAUGCCUACGCACUAACAAUUAGUAAUUACUCUCUCUCCAUCCGCCGAUAGUUUGUAGGAAAUGCGAUGUUUCAUACAACUUUAUGUAAGUGAGCGGUAAGCUAAAGCAUCAACUAUCAAUUGGCUAGGCAUACCAUACAAUAGUAGACAGCAUGCAUGCUGUCUACUAUUGUAUAGUCACACACACAGUGUGGAUGUAAAGAUGGAGUAUGAUUUUAAAAUUGGCGAGGUAAUCGGUGGUAACGUCUAAGUGAGCUGUGACCCUAAGUUAAACACUCUGUAAACACCCUUGAAAACACCCACCAAACCUUUUAAACAACCUGUGGAUCACCGGCCCUUAACAAACUAUGUAAAUAAUAUAGAUUUAGAUCUGGUUGGCCAAAAUAAAGAUAUUAAGUAUUUAAAUUAUAAGAGAUAUAAGAGUGAAUGAAAAUUUAUUUAAUAAAAUAUAAAAAAUAGUAGAGCAAGUGUGAUGUAUAAUGUAUGCAUUGAUCACCUUUUUAUUACUUACAAAUAAAGUAAUUUUAAAAUAUAAUAAAGAAAAACAAUUAUUAUUCAGAACUACGAUUAUAUCUUCCUUCAUGAUUUUAGCGAAAUCUAUAUAGGUUACCUAUUUUAGAAUUGUAACCUUAUCAAAGACUGAUUACUUAUUUAUAUAUUUAAAAAUAAAUUGUUUUGUUUAAAUAUCCUUAAUAGUAUGUAUGCAUUUAUUGUACGUAUCGUAGUUGAAUUGUUUUGAUAGAUAAAUUACAGUAAGACUAUAUUUAAAAUAUAUUUAUGUGUAUUUAAUUAUUUAUAUAAUUUCCUUAACUUUCCUAAUGUCCAAACGCAAGAAUUGAUCCACAAAAUUACUCAAUCGUAACAAACGCUGAAGCUACGAAUAAUCGAACGAAAGCAAAUAAUUAAGAGACAUUCUAGGGACAUAUCUCAAUUAUUCUAGGGAGAUUCUCUCUAGAACGGUUAACUAUACUGCAGAAGGUUGUGCACAAAUACAGAAUUAUUAUUCGGUUAAAGCGUCUUUCAAUUAACAUGGAUGAUGGUGACAGUCGCCUGUAUGACGUUCAUAAUACGUGCUAUUAUCGUGAAUGGCAAACAUUCAAGAGUGAAACGAAGUGUCACCCGCACCAUCCUACAUGAAACGAUCUGUAAUUCCUUAGCCUGGUAGGGUGACAAUUUGACAUGAUCAAUAAUUGAGUUUGUAAUCAACGGUUUAAAUGUAAAAUCCAAACGCUCUGCUGAAAAUAUCAAACGAAAAUAUACCUAAUAAAAACGAGUGAUAUAUAUAUUUCUUUGGCUUCCGUUUUUGUACAUACGUACUGAAGCGGAAACAAAAAACACAAAAUCUAAAGCCAGUGUCACUUAGAAUAUCGAAUCUAUUAAAGCAGGAUCAUUGGAAGUAGAAUAAAACACGCCUAACCUAAAAUCUAAAAAUAAUAUGCUUUUAGGCAGUCAUGUAAAAGAGAUAAAUCUUAUAUCUCUUUCACGCGCGCGUUUCCCAUCUAUCUGAAAAGCUGGUUUGACAGAGUUGAGGCUUAUAAAGGAAAAUGUAGGCUACAUAUUGUCUACACACGUCACGUAGGGCGGUAGCAGUUUGUGAAAACUUUAAGCAUUUUCUUUCAACUUCUUGCACACUAUGUUCGUUACUAAGUACUUGUAGUUUUGAGAACAGUACGUGUGGAAGAGACUCGGAGUACCUACUGUUCAGAAUUUAAAACUGGCGAUGUUAUUGACUACCUCGUUGGCCCUGUAAAGCUUUUGUCGAUCACAGAUCACGAGGUUCUAGCCAAGCCAAGCUUUUUUUUCUUUAUAAGUAUAUUUGCGAGAAAAUCUUGAUAGCCAGACAGACAAGCUGACAACAGAGUGAUGAAGUGAACAACUUUAGGGGUUCCGACUUUUACUUUAGAGAUCCUUAAAAAAUAAAGAAAAUGUAUGUAUUUACCUCUCCUUGCCCUGAAAAGUACGAGUACAUUAACCUAUCGAUUCAGGUGUGACAUAAGUGAAUUAAAUGUUUGUAUUUCUUUUUUAAUGAAUGCAUUAAAAAUGCUUACCAGUUUCGCUGUUUUUGUUUUUAUCCAAAAAAAAUUUUUUGGGACUAUUGUGUAAAAUUUUUCAUAAAUAUAAAUUGUAUUUUUUAAAACUCCAUCAAUUAUUUAAAGUAUAUAUAGUAUAUCUAUUUAUUAUAUUUAAGUAUAAAAAUAAAAUUGGUUAUUUAUAACGAGAGUAUGUAUGGUGUAAUAUAAAACGAUUUAUAAUUGAAAACAUAUUUCAUUGUACAUAGACACUGUAUAGAAUGCAGAGAAACGUAUCGAAGUUACUAAAAAUAGAAUAAAAGUGUUGAGAUAA